UAAGCUAGGUUAUUGCGCCCCUAAACCAACGUACUGACAACGCGACCUCCCCGGAACUCAAACUUUAACACACUGAUUGACAUUGAUGUAUCCAGGGUAGAAUGCCCCAGGAAAGCCUUAAUUGCACAAUCUGCUGCUAAGCAACCAAGAUGGCAGAUGAAGAGGACAAGAACAUGGAGGAUGUCAUGGGGUUCUCAGGCUUUGGAAGCAAGAAAAAAGCAAGAACAUUUGACUUUAUGGCUAUGUUUGAGGAAACGAAAAAAACUGCUGUUGAGAGAAGUCAGCAAGUUUUAGCUAAUCGUGAAGAGGUGUUUGGAGGAAACUCUUCAGUGACCAGUGUAUUGACAUCCAAGCUGCCAGUGCGUGGCCCUGAACGACCCAAAGCCACUCAAUCAAAUGAGAAGAAAGAAAAAUCUGCCUCCUCAAGUUCAAAUGAUUCACAUUCAUCUGGGGAUUGUGACAGCAGCGAUGAUGUAAUCUGCCCUCCAGUCCCACCCAUCCUCCAGCAUGAUGAGGAUGAUGACAUGAUUGGUCCGCCAUUACCAGAUCAUCUAAGGACGAGUGAUGCCGAAGGAGAAGACUUGGAUGAUGAUAGUCCUGUCAGUAAGAUUCCUAACAGUCAUGAGAUUGUAUUGGAGCACGGGUCAAAGACCGUAUCCGCACUUGCAUUGGAUCCCUCUGGUGCCAGGUUAGUCAGUGGGAGCUACGACUAUGAUCUCAAGUUGUGGGACUUUGCUGGCAUGGAUGCACGCUUACAGUUCUUUAGGACACUAAGGCCAUGUGAAUGCCAUCAGAUCAAGUCAGUUGAAUACAGUAUGACAGGCGAUGCCAUACUGGUUGUGGCUGGUAAUGCUCAGCCAAAGAUUUAUGACCGAGAUGGUUUUGAGAUGAUGGAGUGUCCCAAAGGGGAUCAGUACAUUACAGAUCAGAAGAAUACAAAGGGUCACACUGCAAUGACUAACUCUGGAUGUUGGAAUCCUCGUGUGAAAGAAGAGUUCAUGACAUGUUCUAAUGACUGUACUGUGAGGCUGUGGGAUGUGACCCAAGGCAAGAACAAGCAUAAAGACUGUAUCAAGCCCAGGAGCCAGCAGGGCAGGAAAACCAUACCGACAACAUGCACUUACAGUAAUGAUGGUCGCUAUGUGGCUGCAGCUUGCAACGAUGGCUCGAUACAGAUCUGGGAUCAUAAAAGAGGAUUUGUGAAUGUGAAUCUUGUGAAUCGAGGUUGCCACAUGAAUGGUUCAGACACGUCGUGCAUCCGGUUUUCAUAUGAUGGCAAUGUAUUAGCUUCAAGGGGCGGUGAUAACACCCUAAAGCUUUGGGACAUAAGGAAGUUUAAGCAGCCACUUUGUGUUGCUGACAGUCUCUUUAAUUUGUUCCCAAUGACAGACUGUGUGUUCAGCCCAGACAACCAGCUGGUUGCCACAGGUGUAUCUUUGAAGAAAGGGGAGACUGAUGGAAAGUUAAUCUUCUUUGAUCGAAACACGUUGAACAAAGUCACUGAAUUAACAGUAUCAAACUCAAGUGUUGUGCGUUGCUUGUGGCAUCCAAAGCUGAACCAGAUGGUCCUUGGGUGUGGAGAUGGCAACAUCAAGAUUUACUAUGAUCCCGACAAGAGCAAUAGGGGCGCCAAGCUGUGUGUCGUCAAGAAGAGAGCAAAGAUCAAGUCUGUCCAGGCUAUGGUCGAUCAGAAUAUCAUAACUCCAUAUGCUUUGCCGAUGUUCAGAGAGGAAAAGCCUAGAAGUACAAGAAAACAAGAUGAGAAGUCGAGGAAAGAUCCGAUCAAGUCAAAGCGGCCAGAUCUGCCUGUUAGUGGACCUGGAGUUGGAGGUCGUGUUGGUGCUAAAGGAGCCACGUUGUCACAAUAUGUCGUCCAGGGUCUCGUCCUCAGGAAGCCUGAUGAACGAGAUAAAGAUCCCCGUGCUGCCAUCUUACGACAUGCUGAGGAAGCCUCAAAGAACCCUUACUGGGUAUCACCAGCUUAUAAAAAGACUCAGCCAGAGACGAUCUUCCACGAAAGUGAUGAAGAGGAAGAUGAUGAUGAACCCAUCUGGAAGAAGGCAAAGCUCACGUGAUACCUCAGCCUUGGGACUGGAGGGGAACAUCACUUUCUGGCUGGACAAGCUGUCUGACUUGUCUCGCAACCUUGCACUGUGAUAAGAGCUUGUAGAAAUUUCAGCUUUACAUUUACCACAUCACCAACUAAGAUGCCGAGGUAGGCUGGUUUGAUGUCGAACUGGUCAGGUGGAAUGGUGUAGAAUCGGGACAAAGGUUGUCUAGGUAAUGAUGACUUCCUAGGACUGCUGGGCCAGGUUAUGUUUGCAGCAUGAGUGACAUGUCAGACACACUGCUGGUGGAGAAACCCUAACUGGUGCCUCAAGUUCUUGUUCACUCAACCAUCUAUGAGCCUUAUAGGCCAAGAUGAGAUGAAAAAAGGCAUUUCGUGCCGUAUAUGGUUCAUACUUGCCAAGUAAAUGUAAAGGGUUUGCAUUUUUGAUGUCAGUGAAUAAAAUAAUGAAUGAUAUCUGAUA
Lineus longissimus is the source of this 2531-nucleotide messenger RNA. RefSeq names its product WD repeat-containing protein 70-like. The record is from RefSeq and is a predicted model, not a curated record. Gene Ontology annotation, molecular function: protein binding. Bases 150 to 2075 code for a protein of 641 amino acids. The transcript has 17 exons. NCBI's taxonomy places the organism in Eukaryota, Metazoa, Nemertea, Pilidiophora, Heteronemertea, Lineidae. Gene Ontology annotation, cellular component: nucleus; site of double-strand break.